AGAAUAAACCUUUAGAGACACAGGGACGGACACACUGCGAUGGACGUACAGAAUGAACCACGUAGAAGAUGUAACGUUACAAUACGUUCAAUUCAUCCGACAGAAAUGAUUCAAAUGAACAUAUUAUCUCCUCAUAUGUGUUCAUGAUCAUUUCCUGCUCGUCAGCGGGGGAAAAAAGACUCUUAAGUUUAUUUGCCGUUAUACUGUUAAAAAUACUGUCCCUGUUUCGGCGAUCGACUCCUGAUGAUUGAGGUGACCUGAUGUCAAUCGGACAUUUGAUCGACUUAGAUGAGCCACGUGUGAGGAACAGGACCCUGACAAGAUAUAUAUUUUUAUUUAGUUUAUUUUUAUACUUACAAUCUGUAGUUUGAAGUAUGAAGUGUUUGUGUCAUAUAAGACCUCCACCUGUGGAGGGCAGCAGAGACGCGGAGCAUCACGAAGAAGAAACACCGGAAGGUCUGCGGUGCGCUUGUUUUGCUAACAUGUCGGUGCAGACGUGGGCCCUGUCAUUUCGGCAGCCGUACGCUGGCCUGGUUCUAGACGGGGUGAAGACGCUGGAGAGCCGUUGGAGGCCUGUUUUGGCCCCGCUGGAGAACCAGACCCUGGCGGUCCACAUUGCCGUAAGAGACUGGGAGGCGGAGGACUGGAAGGAGGUGCUGAGCGGCCCGCUGGGAAUGAACCCGAUUCAGAUCCAAGCGCUACUGGACUCGGGCGAGAGGUUUGGUCGCGGCGUGGUGGCAGGAUUGGUGGACGUGGGUGGAACCUGGCUGUGCCGUCCCUCCCUGCAGCGGGAUGAGCAACAACUCCUCGAGCAGUCAGCUGUUCUGGUUGGUCUGCAGGAGAAGCACCUGACUCGCCUAUCCAACCCUCGUUGGCUCAAGAGGCCGCUGAAGACGCGGGGAGGUCGCGACCUGUUGUCUGUGGAGAUCCCCGCUGAGCUGUUGCCAUGACGAUGCCAAGAUGUAUCCCAGGAUUACCGUUCAUAACGGACAGUCUGUUUGAACAUUAAUGCUAACGUGUCUGUAAGACAUGAGGUCAUGUGAAGCAGCAUUAACUGCUGGUGAAACAAACUUUAUUCACCCAGAAAGAAAAGAAAACCAGUUUGAACAGACUCAAACACAAAUAGAUCCCUCGAUAAACAGGGACAGUCACCCCCCCUUUGACCGGUUGACAAAUUAAACUAAUCAACCUCCAUGAAACGAUCUGUUCAGUCACAACCAACAAAUAAGUGAAAAACUAAAACUCUCCUUUAGCGCGUGAAUCAAACACGACCACGCUGACAAACUUGUUUUCAUAACAUCUUUCAACAUUAAAAUGUUAAUGUUU
Gasterosteus aculeatus aculeatus (three-spined stickleback) is the source of this 1326-nucleotide messenger RNA. The record is from RefSeq and is a predicted model, not a curated record. Lineage: Eukaryota; Metazoa; Chordata; Actinopteri; Perciformes; Gasterosteidae.